AUGUCCAAAGCAGAUGGUGACCUGGACCGCGACCGAGCAUAUGAUCUAAGAGUCCAACAACAAGUGACAAUGUCCAAAGCAGACGGUGACCUGGACCGAGACCGAGCAUAUGAUCUAAGAGUCCGACGACAAGUGACAACGUCCAAAGCAGAUGAUGGUGACCUGGAACGAGAACGAGCAUAUGAUCUAAGAGUCCGACGACAAGUGACAACGUCCAAAGCAGAUGGAGACCUGGACCGAGAACGAGCAUAUGAUCUAAGAGUCCGACGACAAGUGACAAAGUCCAAACCAGAUGGUGACCUGGACCGAGACCGAGCAUAUGAUCUAAGAGUCCGACGACAAGUCACAAUGUCCAAAGCAGACGGUGACCUGGACCGAGACCGAGCAUAUGAUCUAAGAGUCCAACGACAAGUGACAACGUCCAAAGUAGAAGAUGGUGACCUGGACCGAGAACGAGCAUAUGAUCUAAGAGUCCGACGACAAGUGACAACGUCCAAAGCAGAUGGUGACUUGGACCGAGAACGAGCAUAUGAUCUAAGAGUCCGACGACGAGUGACAACGUCCAAAGCAGAUGGUGACCUGGACCUCGACCGAGCAUAUGAUCUAAGAGUCCGACGACAAGUGACUAUGUCCAAAGCAGACGAUGGUGACCUGGACCGAGAACGAGCAUAUGAUCUAAGAGUCCGACGACAAGUGACAACGUCUAAAGCAGAUGGUGACCUGGACCGAGACCGUGCAUAUGAUCUAAGAGUCCAACGACAAGUGACAAUGUCCAAAGCAGAUGGUGACCUGGACCGCGUCGGAGCAUAUGAUCUAAGAGUCCGACGACAAGUGACAAUGUCCAAAGCAGACGGUGACCUGGACCGAGACCGAGCAUAUGAUCUAGGAGUCCGACGACAAGUGACAAUGUCCAAAGCAGACGAUGGUGACCUGGAACGAGAACGAGCAUAUGAUCUAAGAGUCCGACGACAAGUGACAACGUCCAAAGCAGAUGGAGACCUGGAUCGAGAACGAGCAUAUGAUCUAAGAGUCCGACGACAAGUGACAACGUCCAAAGCAGAUGGCGACCUGGACCGCGACCGAGUAUAUGGUCUAAGAGAAGGACGACAAGUCACAAUGUUAAAAGCAGACGGUGACCUGGACCGAGACCGAGCAUAUGAUCUAAGAUUCCGACGACAAGUGACAACGUCCAAAGUAGAUGGUAACCUGGACCGAGACCGAUCAUAUGAUCUAAGAGUCCGACGACAAGUGACAAUGUCCAAAGCAGACGGUGACCUGGACUGA
Molecule: messenger RNA, 1284 nt
Organism: Schistocerca gregaria
Lineage: Eukaryota; Metazoa; Arthropoda; Insecta; Orthoptera; Acrididae
Exons: 5
Coding region: 1-1284 (427 amino acids)
Source: RefSeq, a predicted model, not a curated record